Molecule: messenger RNA, 11637 nt
Organism: Sorex araneus (European shrew)
Lineage: Eukaryota; Metazoa; Chordata; Mammalia; Eulipotyphla; Soricidae
Gene: CLVS2
Product: clavesin 2
Exons: 6
Coding region: 667-1650 (327 amino acids)
Cellular component (GO): membrane
Molecular function (GO): phosphatidylinositol bisphosphate binding
Source: RefSeq, a predicted model, not a curated record
UCGGCCCGGGUCCCAGCUGCCGCCCCCUUUCUCUGCUCGCUCCAUCCCACCAAGAGGAGUUGAUGCUGCCGUCGCUGCCGAAGCUGAUGGAUGCCGAGGAGUGCCGCAUUGCUUAGCGUCCCCGCCUCCGGCUUGUGCUGAUUCCCUCUCCCCGCCCUGGAGCGCAGCGCUGGAGAGCCACCUUAUUAUUAAUCAGAAUUCCCAUCGCUAUCCCUGGCAGGCUCAGCCUUCAGUCGGGCCCGCAGAAGCCUCGCAGCGCUGGGGCUGAGAUGUGCGUGGGGGUUGUUUUUGUUCCAGCCUGGAAGAGAAGAGGACCGCGCCAGGAGCGCCAACACCCGUGCUGGUUGGGAGUCCGAGUGUUCUGUUAGGUGAGAGAAAGGACGAGAAGUGGAGAACUGGGCUGACGGCAUCCUUUUUUCGAAGCCAGGGAAGAGGGAACCAAAGUCAGGCGUUGUGUUUCUUUAGGGGCUGGGGAACGAAGUUUAUAGCCUUCCCAGAAAAGCUGCUGGAAAGCUGGAGCAACAGGGUACUUGACUGGACACCAAGACAAACCAUUUCCUGCGCAGAAGAGGAACCCGGCUGUAGCCCGGGGUUUGGAGGCCAGAGCGUGGUGGUUUGUUGGGACAGUCAGCAGGAGGACCGGAAGGCUCCAGAGUCAGCAGAACAAUGACUCAUUUACAAGCCGGUCUCUCUCCAGAGACCCUGGAGAAGGCUCGCCUGGAGCUCAAUGAGAACCCAGACACCUUGCACCAGGACAUCCAGGAGGUGAGGGAUAUGGUCAUUACCAGGCCGGACAUUGGCUUUCUGCGCACAGAUGAUGCCUUCAUCUUACGGUUCUUGCGGGCCAGGAAGUUUCAUCACUUCGAGGCCUUCCGCCUCCUGGCACAGUACUUUGAGUACCGGCAGCAGAACCUGGACAUGUUCAAAAGCUUCAAGGCCACUGACCCUGGCAUCAAGCAGGCACUGAAGGAUGGCUUUCCCGGGGGCCUGGCCAAUCUGGACCACUAUGGCAGGAAGAUUUUAGUCCUUUUUGCUGCCAAUUGGGACCAGAACAGGUAUACAUUGGUGGAUAUUUUGCGUGCCAUCUUACUUUCCUUAGAAGCCAUGAUUGAAGAUCCUGAGCUUCAAGUGAAUGGGUUUGUCUUGAUCAUAGACUGGAGUAAUUUCACCUUUAAGCAAGCCUCUAAACUUACACCAAGCAUGCUACGAUUGGCUAUUGAAGGCCUUCAGGAUAGUUUCCCAGCACGAUUUGGAGGAAUUCAUUUUGUUAACCAGCCCUGGUACAUCCAUGCACUAUAUACUGUGAUCCGGCCUUUCCUAAAGGAGAAGACUCGGAAAAGGAUAUUUUUGCAUGGUAACAACCUGAAUAGUCUACACCAGCUAAUUCAUCCUGAGAUCCUGCCCUCUGAGUUUGGGGGAAUGCUGCCCCCAUAUGACAUGGGAACAUGGGCAAGAACAUUGCUAGACCACGAAUAUGAUGAUGACAGUGAAUACAAUGUGGAUUCCUACAGCAUGCCGAUGAAGGAAGUAGAAAAGGAACUCUCUCCGAAGUCCAUGAAGAGAUCCCAAUCGGUAGUGGAUCCAACUGUACUAAAACACAUGGAUAAAAAUGAGGAAGAAAAUAUGCAACCAUUGCUCUCUCUAGAUUGAUAGCUUCUCUACACUCCCCGUGGAUUAGAAAUGGAAGGUACUAGAUAUCAGUCACAGGGACAACACUGUGGAGAAAUUACCAGCUGGAAACGUAUUUAUUCAUGUUAAUGUAGCAUGGAAUAUAAUAAGGCAUCAGACUUUUCCAUUUGCCUGAACCAUGGGUGCCCUGGUCUGAAUUUGAAGAAAAAAAUGUUUAUUCUGUAAGUGCCAAGUUCUUUGUAAAUACACUGUAAUCUUCACAUUUACUUUGUAAAUUUUGGUAGUAACUUCACUUGGAAAAGACUGACUCCUAAGUCAUAUUAUGCCAGUGAAAUGAACUGUAACAAAAAAUCAGAAAAGAUACAUAACUAAUAAAAGCAAAUUAAACAUAGCCCUGUUUCCUAUGAAGCCAUAUUUCUGCUAUCAUAGUGAUUGUUUCAUUGAUUGUUUCUCGAAACUCUUGUCAUCUUCUAUUGUACUUUUAAUGGGCACGGGGAACUAAAUAAUGGUAGAAAAUUAUUAUAAAGGUGUACUUCCUAUUUAAUGAUUUUCAUUUCACGGAAAAUGUGUCCUAGUGAAUAUCACUGGCCCUUCAUUUUGGAGACAAAGAAUGGUAGAUGGAAUUGUAAACUGAACAUUUGAAUUCUGAUAUGUUGUUUAAUUUCUGGUGUCUUGUGGAAAAAUGUUUCCCUAAUUUAGUUGUGGGGUUCUGGAAGAGAGUGGGUUCUUUUUAAACUGCUGUCAUCCUGUGUCUUUUAUUUAAGACCUAUUAUAUCUUUGUCUGAGCUACUUUUAGUAUAUUUUCCUCCAACAGUCUUUGACCAAGAGAAAGCAAACUCAUCCUUGAAUAGUGUUUUGGCAACUGACUUUGAACAUAAUGUUUAAAAUUUACAGAUAAGAAAUUAAUUUCUAAUUCUUAUGUAUUGUUAGAAAUAUAUGUAUAUGUAUAUACAUAAAGCAUAUGUCUAUGCAUAUGUGCAUAUAAAUUUACACACAUAUUGAUUGAAGUCUAAUAACUCUACAAUAUUACUUGAUUAUGAAAAACAUUAUUGACACUCAGCAGAUUUGGAAAUCCCACAGAUUAUUAUACAAGAUGCUAAUACUGGAAAAUCAUUUCCUCUAAAGUUGAUAAAAUUAUGGUGAAAUAGACUUUGUGUACCUAUUUUAAGAAAAUUCCAACUUAAGUUAUUAUGCAAUCAUGAGUCUGUGCCACUUUACUGAAGACUAUCUUUUCUUCAAAAACAUCUCGGUAUAGCAUAGUAGUAUAUGACUAAGUGUAAUACAUCUUUUCUCAAAUUCAAGUUAAUUAUCAUAGUGAUUCUAAACAUACACAUUUUUUUUUUCAGAAAAAACUGAUGCAUUUAGAAGACAUAAAUAAAGUCUUCCAAGAGGCAUCUUGAGAUAGCAUGUUAUAGUUUAAAUCUAGAUUUUAAAUUCUCACAUAUUUUGUUUACAUUUCAUAAAAGUUCUAGUUGUUUGUUUAUAAUUCAUAAAAGUUCUAGUUGUAGAAUGUUUUUAAAAUUGUACUUUGCAUUUCAAAUCUCAAUGUGUGAAAGCAAGAUUCUACAACUUUUUAAAGUGAUAAAUUUUAGGAUUAAAAAUUCACCAUAAAAUAUUCUCUGUACCAAAAAAGAAUCUCAAGAAACACUUGAAAACCAAAAGAAAUAAAAGUGUGUAAUCUCCCUUAUAUAUAUAUAUAUAUAUAUAUAUAUAUGUAUACAUACAUAUAUGUAAGCCAAAAGCCUCAAAUACUGUAACUAUAAUUCAGCAGUUAAAAUAUUACAACAAAGAUCAUUAUACCAAUCCUCAGUAUACUGAUGAACUGUCUAAUAUUUAAAAAUAGAGACCCAUUAAAAAAGAUAACCUCAAAUCAACUACGAAAGACUACCAGGAAUUCUUACAAAUGUUCAGAAAUUGGCUAAAUUGUGAUUAAAGAGAAACCUAACCAUCGAUGCAUCUACUUUUUCUUUUAGCUUUCCUCACUCCUCUCCCCUCCCUUCUCCCCCCUCCCUCCCCUCCGUCCUCUACCCUCUUUUCUCUUCUCCUCCCCUGCUCUCCCCUGCCUUCUCCUCCCCUCCCCUCCCUUUCUGUUCCUUUCCCUUACUUCUUUUCUCUUCCCCUCCCCUCCUGUCCUUCCCUUCUCUUCUCUUUCCUGCCUGUCCCUUCCCUCCUCCCUCCUCUCCCCUCCUCUCCUCUCCUCUUUUUUUUUUUGCAUACCCCACUUAUAUUUUAUGGUUGUGGCAUUUAUAUACUUUAUAAGCAAGUAUUAUAAAAUGAGAUACCUUAGAAUAAAAUAUAACAGUAUAGAAGGGUGACUAAUUUUUCAUUCUAAUUAAUUUAUUUUGAUGCGCAUCUUACUUUCAUCAGAUGACAUUCAGUAUACCCAACUUCUUUUCCCUAAUAUAAGGCAACAGUCAUAUAUUAAAAUAACUGAAAUGAUAUUUACUGUGGAUACCUGUGCAGUUAAAGUAUCAGUCACACUGUCUCCUUACUGUAUAUUUAGAAACUUUGCACUGGCUCUAUUGCUCUAAUUUGUUCCUCUUGAAGUAAAUAAUUGAAAAUCAAGUUUAUUGUGUAAAAUAUUUUUAAAUGAAUGAAAGAAUUACAGUGAUGCCUUUUGAAUUGCUAUAAAUAUUUCAUUCUUUGAGUAAAUUCAUUUUCUAGUAAUACUAUUCAAGUUACUUAGGCAGGGAUAGUUGAUGAAAUUUAUAAAUUUAUCUUUUAGCACCAUAUAAUUUCCACUACUAAGGAGGAAAUUAUUCCCCUCUACUGAGAUUUUCUGUGUCACAUAGUAUGUCUAUUAUUAUAUAACUUUGUGCUCUUUAUAAUUAUGAUGCUACACCCCCUUCUCUCCCUCCCUCCCUCUCUCUCUUUCUCUUUCUCUCUCUUUGUGUCAUGCACACACAUACUUUAAUGAAUCUGCAUCUCUUGUGAGCAGAUUUUUUCUACUCAUCUUGUAUCACAAUUUGUGGACAUCAAAGAAUUAUGAAAUUAAACUGAAAUAAACCAGUGGCCCAUUUAAUUUUCUUACUUUAUCUGCUUCAUCUACCAUUUCUUAAUGUAUCUUCUUCCCUUCACUGUUUCAGGGGCAGCUUCUUCCAAAGCUGAUUUGAAAAUAAACUGCUUAUCUUAUGUUGUUUGUAGUAUUUGCAUACACUUUCUGAUCGGUAUUUUAAAGAAAGAGAUUUUCAUAAAAAUGUAAUCUAAGAAAUAUAAAGAAGUGCCUCUUUAAAAAUAGAAUAAAGCAGUGAUACUAGAAAAUGAACUUUAUUUGUACUGUCUUACAAAAUAUAAAUUUAGGCAUCUAUAUUAUUAGAUAACAUUAGAUAUAUCCUGAGCACUGCAGGGGUGGAGGUCACUGGUGUUCCCCAAAAUCACAAAGCCAGAGCAGCAUGGCCACCACAAGCCCCAACAUUGAAAUAUAUCAUUGAUUGAUUGAAUAUAACUAGAAGUAACUACCAAGCCCCUGAUUCCUGCUUGGGAAUUGUCCCAACACAAGAUAGCUGUAAAUACCACUUGAAGUAGGAUAUAAAGAUUUGCUUUCAACUUUAAAGUAGUUAUUGUGUGAGAUCAAUACAGUCCCAGGUAUAUGUUGCUCAUAUACCUAGAAUUAUGCCAAAUAAUACACAAGUAUUAGACUUAACGCUAGCAAGAUUUUGAAGUGGACACGCAUGCUUCAUCUUAUUUCAGUUUGUCUAAAAUUGUUUGUCUACAUGCAGAGACAUCACUUAAAUCUUGUCAUAAAAAAGCUUGUUUAAUUUACAGGACUGAAUGUACAAGAGAGCUAGGUUCUUGAACAGUGGUAACUAGGUCAAAUUGUUAUAUUAAACAUUUGAAGUUUCCAUAUCCUGGAGGGAAGUCUCUCAUGCUUUCAGAAAAUGGAGUUAUGGAUUUUGGGAAACACAUUUAUCACUCUUCGUGGAAAGACCCUUAAUGGAUAACAUAAUGUGUCUUCAGGAAUAGAAUGCUUUGUCUCUGCAAACAACAUAAAGGUUUAUGCAUGUGUCUAUGGUAUUUUAUAUAGAUAUCAUUAAUCAUAUAUUUAUUGAUAUAUAUAGAUAUUUAUAUCUAUACCUAUAUUUUCAUAUCUAUAUAUAUCAAGAAAACCUGCUGGUAGCUAGUGUGCUGUCUCAGUAGUAGAGUAUUUGUUUUGCAUGUGUGAGACCUUGAAUUUGAUCAAUGAUCACACACACAUAAUAAGGAAAGAAAGCAAGCAAAAAAAGAAAACUUGCUGGAGGGAUGUAUACACUCUUGUUGUUUAUACAAAAAGCUCAUUGGUCUAGCUGGUUGAUAAGAUCUCCUUUGCUCCUUCUCUUGUAUUUCUUAAAAAUUACUUGAAAAAUUGCCAUUAGCCAUGAAGUGAUUUCAGAAUGAUUUUAAAUGCACAAGAUGAAAUGAACAUUGUCUUAUGAUGACAUUUAAAUUUUAAGACAUGUUACUUCACUUUUUUUCAUGGCAAUAAGCUAAUAAGAGUAUAUUCCAUCCUAUAUGUGAUACAGUAUAUGAGAUAAUAGUUUUCAGGGUAUGAGGUAAUCGGAACAUUCAGAACUUGGAAGUUCUACAAAAUAAUAUUGGAACUAGGAUAGCUUUGCUGAAAAUGCACUGUAUAAUUAUAUUCAGUGUAAAAAUGGAUACCAUUUUAUAGUUGAAAGAAAAAAACCUUACUUUCAGUGUACUAUUGGCACUGUUUAGAACAUAUUUGACAGACUAAAUAAGUGCAAAUACAAAUGGGAUUUUGACUUUGAAAUAUUAUUCUCUCACAGCCUUCAUGACAGAAAACAUUUUUCACAAAUUUUUGUUUUUACUUAAAUCAUCCAUUGGUUAAUCCCAUAAUUUAUUAUCAUAUGAAGUCUGGUCUGUGUGAAAAUUGAUUGUCCUGGAUUGUAGGAAAAUAAAGCAGCUAUUCUGUAGGAUCAAACACCCAAAUCAUACUAUUUAAAAAAUAUUGCAAAUUAUAUUGCUGAAUUAAAAAGUGCUUUGAAACCAGAUAAAAAUAGGACAUAAGUAAUGUAAAUACACUUAGGUAUUAAAUAGUGUAUUUGUUUCAACAUAAAAGUCAUUUGCUCAGUUUUGACGCGGGUUCAAUUUUUUUCAAUGCAAAUAUUUUUGUCCAAAAUGGUACCAGUGCUUUUAUUUUGUCAAAAUUAUUUUUGUGGGAAAUGAGAGGGACUUAGAUUUAAAUGAAUAUUUUUAUCAGGGAGACAAUACACCCAGCAGUGCUCAGAACUUACUUGUGACUCUGUACCCAAGGAUCAUUCCUGACAGUGCUGUGAGAGACCACAUGUGGGUUCAAAUUGGUGUGGCCAUAUGCAAGGAAAGCGCCUGAACCCUUCUACCGUCUUUCCAGAUCCUGAAAUGAACCUUAACAAAGCAUCCUCAUUAGAAAUUACAAUGUAUUGAUUCUAGUUAUCAUAGAAAUUUGAAGAAUGAUCUUGUAAGUAAUUCAGUUUUCCAGUUCUCGUACUCUUUUAAAAGGUUAAUAUAAUUUAAAAAAAUCUAAGUAUUGUUUUCAAAAUGACUAUAACAGGACAAAUGAUAUAAAAGGAAAUCAUAAAGGUUCUUGAUAAUAGUACAUACUAUAUUAUUUUGCUCAAAUACUUUUGUUCUUUUAAUAGAAUUACUUAUUGCAAUACAGGAUUAUAAAUUUUACACUUUUUUCCCCCUACAGCUAUUGUUUUUAAAUACCGAAUAAUGUUGAGCUUUAUAAUUCUGGAUUUGUUGCAUAUUUAAAAUGGAAUUUCUAAAACAUAAUCUAAGCAUGGAAAAUAAUAUCUUGUUUAUAGAGAAAAUAUAGUUAGCUUAUUAGUUGUAGAAUACCUGAAAUAUUCUGAUAUUUGUGUUUGGUCUUAAGGGGAACAAUGCAUUCAUUUAAUUAAAACUAUAUUUUUAAUAUUUAUAACUUCUAGAAAAAUUUUCAAAGGAUACACCAAGUAAAUACUCUAACUUAAAAUUCUGAGUAAAUACUCUAACUUAAAAUUCAGUAAAAUUAUUAAUGAAUAAAACAAUUUUCUAUUUUAAUAUAAAAUAUUGGACAAUCAAUUGACCUAAUUAGGCAUUUUGAUUAUAAAACAUUGAUUCAAAUAAAUUCUACUAAAAUAAUUACUGUUAAAAAUAUUUAGUUAAAGUUUUUCAGCCUACUAAGAAAAGUUGCUCAUUCAGUAUGUAAGGGCUUGUCUCUGUGUAUUUCACAUAUUCAUCCUACUUGUGGAUAAAAAUCCAUCUAAUAAGGGAAAAGAAACUCAAUUACAUUGACCUAUAACCCUCUCUGAUAGAUUGUAUGACUCUCCUUAGCUCAUACACAGACAAUUUUCCUGAAAACAGCAUUUGAAGUUAUAAGAAUUAUUAAUUGCUACUUGUUUCAAAAACCACAUGGUGUUCAAGUGAUUACAAAAAUCAUCCUGAGGGAAACCUACUUAGGUCAACUAGGGAAAGCACGAAAGGCCAAAGAUACAGUCACCAAAAAGUUCACAGAAAUGUAUUAUUCAAUUGUAAAUACUGAAAACUACUAAAAAGUACCUGGGAUUUCUGAAAUAAAGAGUUAAAUACUUGAUCAAUAAAAUGUGACCAGGGGAAAAUGACAGUGUUCUGGUGUGGAAUGUCUUCAUACAACUACUUUAUGAAAAAGGUAGUAUUGAAAUCUUUGAUGGCAAUUUCUCAUACAAAUUAAAAUAAGUAUGUUUCCAUUCCUUUUUUCUAACUGAGAUCAUAAAAGGAUCUGACAAAAACCAUGAACACCUUUGGUUUUCAAGAAAAAAAAUGCUCCAUCACAUAAACAGAUAUACACAUAUAUAAUUUACUCAAUUGUACAGGAAUUAAAUAUUUGCAUGCUAAUUUGUAAAAUUUCCCCUAAUAGGUAAAAGAUAUGAUUGCAGAACUUAUUGUGCCAGAAAAUUUUUCUAGAGUUCAUAAAGAAGAUGAUAAUAUCCUUCCUUUUGAAUUCAUAUAUAAAAUUGUUUUAUUUGAAAGUCCAGUGAACAUCUCAGAAUUAACAUUAACAAAACCAGAUAUUAGUUCUUUCACUCUAAACUUGCUUCACUCUCGCCUUUUCAGCUCACAUUUAUCUGUAAUCAUCUUGACUCUGGGGCUUAAAGCUUUUGUGUUAUCCUUUUUCCUUUCCAAACUCUCUCUCAGAACUAGCUAUAAUUAAGAAGCAAACUAAUAUGCAUCCUUCAAAAUAUCUGUGCCCAGGGGCUGGAGCGAUAGCACAGCGGGUAGGGCAUCUGCCUUGCACGCGGCCAACACAGGUUCAAUUCCCAGCAUCCCAUAUGGUCUCCUGAGCACCGGCAGGGAUAAUUCCUGAGUGCAGAACCAGUAGUAACCCCUGUGCAUCAUUGGGUGUGACCCAAAAAUAAAAAAUAAUAAUAAAAAAAGACCCAAACUUUUAAAAAAAUAUCUGUGCCCAAAGUGUGACAAAUAUCUAUGCUUCAUCAUUAUCACUGUGACCAGAGACUAUCAUUUUCACCUAGUUUACUUAUAUGUGAGAUCUUUUCUCCCUGUCUCUGCCUUUGAAUUCUUAUGGUAAAUUUAUAAAUACAAAAAUGGUGAAUGAAUGAUGAUAACUUGUCUCAAAACUCCCCAUAGGUAAAAUUUGUAAUGGAAUAUGAACAGAGUUCAUGUGAAGAUUGUAAGCACCACUAUAGCACAAGAGCAUACUUUUUGACUGGGUUUGCAUGCAUAAUGAAAGAUUGUUUUGUCUUAAAUCUAAAGUUCUAUAUGAUAUACCCACUCAGCCCUGCACCUCUGACCUUCAGUUUUCUAAAAUAAUCUCUUAGAAAUAUUUAAUUUAUUAUUUUUUCUCUUGCCAGACUGAAAUUAUUAUUUAUCUAGGAAUUUGCCAAGCAUUCCACCACCUCAGAAUUUUUGCACUUCUGUCCAUCCUUCUAUUUCCAGAUAUGGAUAUGUUUUACUACCUUAUUUCUUUCCUAUGUUUAUUCAGAUGUCACAUUCUUAGAAUUCUAGAUUUUAGAAAUCUAAAUUUCUUAUCUGAAAUUACAUGAGUUCUUCAUUUUUCUCUUUUCUAUUUUUUAUCUGUAGAGCUUAUAGCCUUCUAAUACACAUCUAAUAAUAUAUCUCACUUAUUUUGUUUAUUUUAUACUUUUCCCUAGUAUAUGAUAAACUCCACACAGACAGGGCCUUUAGUCUGUCUUGUUUGUUAUUGUAUUGCUAAUGCUUUGAAUGUUUCCUAGAUUUUAAUAUAAAAAAGGGAGCCUGCAUGGUGAUUGUGGCUUGUUCCAGCAAGCUAUAGUUAGCAAUCUGUAGUACAUAUUUAAAAGAAGUUUUGUUGUUUCUUAAUGGACACACCUUUUUGCUAUUCAUCUUGAAAGUGGAGAGUUCCCCGAACCCUGCUGAUUAUACUACCUUGAACCAAGAAUUUAUGCUUUCCCCAAUCUGGUUUCUAGCCCAGCAUAAAAUUUUAUAAUGUUUAAGCAUUAUCUUUGAAAUUUCCCUAAAAUCACUUGGGUCUAAGAACAUGUGCUUAGCUAAUGUUUACACUGGAGAUGUAACUUAAUACCUCACAUUAAAAAAAUCACUUUAAAAGGUGGAGCAGGAUGGGAAAAAUUAUUUUAAAUUCAACACCAUAUAACUUGUUUCAUUGAUUAUCUUCAUUUACUUCUAAUAUUCAAAAAUUCCAGAUAAUUACAAGAUCAAAAUUCCUCCAUACUGGAGGGAGGAUUAAGAAAUUAUGCCUAUAUAGUUUCUUCUACUGGAAAGGAAAUAGUGAGUUGCAAGAGGGAAAGGAAUUAUUAUCUCUUUGGAAGUAAUUACGCAAUGAAUAAAGGAAGUGCUUUGCUAAUUUUCUAAAAUCUCCCCAUGAACCAGAACUCUUGCUAACUAAUUUAUACUUGCUAAACUGUUCACUUAAUUCCGUCUUUUUGGAAGGUUUUAGUUCUGUGACCAGAUGACAGGAAAUGCGCAUGCUCAUAGAGUCUGGCUUCCCAUGGUUUCCUUUUCUAUUUUAAUGGCAUCCAUCAUUUUUUUGAUAUUGCAAUGAACAUUUUUCUUUUUUAUUUUGUAUCUAGACUUUGUAAUUUUGGUUUCCUACUUUAGAACUGUUUUUUUUUUCCUAUAGCUUCAGUACUAAAAUAGCUAGAUAUUGUUUUUAUGUCAUGUUUGUUUGGUUUUUAUCCUUUCCAGCAUCUUUCAUUCUUACCAAAUGUAUAGUAUUCCUUUCUGUCCACUACACUAUUGUGCCUUUCAUGGUGAUCAUUUAAAUUUGAAAUUCUAAAAUCUCAUACCAGAUCUUCUAUUAAGAAGACACUAAAAUAAAGAAUUAGUAGAUGGUACUGAAGAAAGAAUUAUAACCUAAAUAGUAAGAAAAUGUUUUGAUAUUUGAAAAUGUUUUCAGAAAACCACCCCAGUCUUUCAUGAUGAGCUUUGAGAUCAGUUCUGUGGAAUAUUUGCAGUGCAUUUGGGUUAUAUUUCUUGUUAAUCAAACCAAUAUAUGGCAAUCAGGGUUAAUGGAUAGUUUAGAAAACUACUUUCUGUAGAAAGAGAAUAAAUGAUCCUUGCUCAGGAAAAAAAAAUUUCUUGUGUUACUACUAGAUCCUUGACAGUCUGUUCAGUAGAAGCCAUUUGCUUCUGCAACAUGCUGUUUUGUCAGUCUUCAAGAAUAGGUCUAGUAAACUUUUACAAAUAAAGGGUACAAGUGCAAGUAUACACAGUACAUGGUAUAUCUUAUUGUUUUUGUCAUCCUAUAAAUUUGGUUACUUUUCAUGAACCAUUUUUAUAAUUAAAUCCUAGGCAUAUAUUCUUUGGUAAAUUUUGUUACUCUACCCACUUUUGUAUGAAUUUAGAAAUUUGACAAAACAGAUCAUUGUUUAUUAUAUUCAUAAGACCAUCAUAUUUUUCUGUCUAGAUUGUUUCAUGCUUUUGUUUAUUUCUGAAGAUGAAUAGAGUUCUGUUAAAUAGAAUGUCACUAUGUAAAAUUUAGAUGCAGAAAUGUGAAUUUGCCUAUAUGCCCUUUCAAUAUUUCCAUAAUAAACAGAAUUCCUGUAAAUUUAGAAAAUA